CUCUUUCUGGGUAUCCCUGUUUGGGGGGCUCUGAGCAGUUUUCAAACGACCACCAUCACCUCUCCCAACCCCCUCCGCGUCCCCGCCGCCACCUCCACCUCCCAGGUUCCUCGCCCCUUUCGACAGUGUUUUUUCAAGGCUGAUCGGGGGUGGGGGGUUAGAGAGAAAGAGCGAAGAAAAGUUGCAAACGGCUCCGCGCGUCCCGAGCCUCCCGCCCCCCCCCGCCCCUCCGAGCAGGAGAAGAUAAUAUAGCGAAAAGAAGAGGAGGAGGAGAGCGCGACGGGACGGACGCGAGCGGGAGCGCAGCCGCCCUCCCGGCUCCGUCGCGGCGCCUCGCGGGUCCGGGAGGCGAGGGGGCCCCGCGGGGAGACGCCGUGACGACUUUCGUUCCCCCCCCCGAGGGAGCCGGGAGGUCGGCGGCCCCGAAAGACAUGAAUUACCUGUUUCACAGAUGAGGAAACUAAGACCUUAGAGAGACUAAUUUAUCCAAAUCCCAAAGCAAGUAAGAAGUGGCAGCGGACCUGGAGCCGAGACCUUCUGACUCAUUCUCAGAGAGAGCGGUGAUCUGGCUCCUCCCACAGAAUCCUGUCAAGAUUAUAUGAAUCCGGAUAUACAGCUUUUCAGCCCCAUGUAAAGCUGUUGGCGCGAGGGAACAGAGGUAAAGAAUGAUGUAAUGCACUGGCUGCCCCAAAGCAUCUUUUGUUGGAAUGGUUAUUCCAGUCAUCUCUUUAUGAAUCAAGUGUGAGGGGCUGCUUUGUGGCAGGAGGCCUCUGCGAGAGCACAUCAACUGGAAAGAGAAAGAGACAUUCACUUGGAGGGCUCUUGCUGAAAAUGGGUUUAACUCUCCUCUUGCCAGUCGCCACCAGCCUGACCUCAUACAUUUCAGUACAAUGGAGUGGCUGAGCCUUUGAGCACACCACCAUUACAUCAUCGUGGCAAAUUAAAGGAGGAGGUGGGAAAAGAGGACUUAUUGUUGUCAUGGCCCAUGAGAUGAUUGGAACUCAAAUUGUUACUGAGAGGUUGGUGGCUCUGCUGGAAAGUGGAACGGAAAAAGUGCUGCUAAUUGAUAGCCGGCCAUUUGUGGAAUACAAUACGUCCCACAUUUUGGAAGCCAUUAAUAUCAACUGCUCCAAGCUUAUGAAGCGAAGGUUGCAACAGGACAAAGUGUUAAUUACAGAGCUCAUCCAGCACUCAGCCAAACAUAAGGUCGACGUUGAUUGCAGUCAGAAGGUUGUAGUUUACGAUCAAAGCUCCCAAGAUGUGGCCUCUCUGGCCUCAGACUGUUUUCUCACUGUACUCCUGGGUAAACUGGAGAAGAGCUUCAGCUCUGUUCACCUGCUAGCAGGUGGGUUUGCCGAGUUCUCCCGCUGUUUCCCUGGCCUCUGUGAAGGAAAAUCCACCCUAGUCCCCACCUGCAUUUCUCAGCCUUGCUUACCUGUUGCCAACAUUGGGCCAACCCGAAUUCUGCCCAAUCUCUAUCUUGGCUGCCAGCGAGAUGUCCUCAACAAGGAGCUGAUGCAACAGAAUGGGAUUGGUUAUGUAUUAAAUGCCAGCAACACCUGUCCCAAGCCUGACUUUAUCCCUGAAUCUCAUUUCCUGCGAGUGCCUGUGAAUGAUAGCUUCUGUGAGAAAAUUUUGCCGUGGUUGGACAAGUCAGUAGAUUUCAUUGAGAAAGCAAAAGCCUCCAAUGGAUGUGUCCUAGUGCACUGCUUGGCAGGGAUCUCUCGCUCUGCCACCAUCGCCAUUGCCUACAUCAUGAAGAGGAUGGAUAUGUCCUUGGAUGAAGCUUACAGAUUUGUGAAAGAAAAAAGACCUACUAUAUCUCCGAACUUCAAUUUUCUGGGCCAGCUCCUGGACUACGAGAAGAGGAUUAAGAGCCAGACCGGAGCGGCGGGGCCCAAGAGCAAACUGAAGCUGCUGCACCUGGAGAAGCCAAGCGAGCCUGUCCCGGUCGCCGUCGCCGCCGCGGAGGGCGGGCAGGGAGGCCAGCCGCCCCUCGGGCCGCCCCGCGCCCGUCCCGCCGCCGCUCCCCCCGAGGCGUUGGGGCCCCGGCCUGUGCCCCACGCCGGUGCGCCCGGCGCCCAGCCCUCGCCUCCCGACGACGGCCCCCUGGUCCAGGCGCUCAACGGGCUCCACCUGCCCGCGGACCGGCGGGAGGACAGCGGCCGCCUCAAGCGCUCCUUCUCCCUGGACAUCAAGGCGGUGUCGCCGUCAGCCGGCGCGGCCGCGCCCCUGCGCGGGCUCUCCUCCCCGGAGGCGGCCCCGGAGCCCUACAAGCCCUCCUCCGCCCUGGAGGGCGCCGGCAAGCCGUGCCAGUUCUCCCCGGUGCGGGAGGUGUCGGAGCAGACGCCCGAGGCCAGCCCGGAGCGGGAGGCGGCCAGCCCCCCCCGGGGCCCCCAGCCUCCGAGGGCCCCCGAGGGCCAGGGCGCGCGGCCCCGCGCGGGGAGGCCGCUCCUGUCGCCCCUGCCCCGCAGCGGCAGCGUGGAGGACCACUGCCAGCCCCGCUUCCUCUUCGGCCUCUCGGCCAGCCAGCAGCACCUGGCCCCGUCCGCCGCCGGGCUGGGCCUCGAGGGCUGGCACUCGGACAUCCUGGCCCCCCAGACCUCCGCCCCCUCCUUGGCCAAGAGCUGGUAUUUCGCCCCCGAGCCCCCUCACUUCUACUCGGCCUCGGCCGUCUACGGAGGCCACGCCGGCCCCCCCGCCUUCAGCUGCGGCCAGCUGCCCGCCUGCGGCGGCGACCCAGGCCACUCCGUGCGCCGGCGGCAGAAGCCCAGCGACAGGGCCGACUCCCGGCGCAGCUGGCACGAGGAGAGCCCCUUCGAGAAGCAGUUCAAACGCAGAAGCUGCCAGAUGGAGUUUGGCGAGAGCAUCAUGUCCGAAAACCGGUCGCGGGAGGAACUGGGGAAGGUGGGCAGCCAGUCGAGCUUUUCAGGCAGCAUGGAAAUCAUCGAGGUCUCCUGAGAAGAAAGACACUUGUGACUUCUAUGGACAGCUUUUUUCUUGUUCACAAAAAAAUAUUCCCUGUAAAUCUGAAAUACAUAUAUGUACAUACAUAUAUAUUUUUGGAAAAUGGAGCUGUGGUGUAAAAGCAAAGCACGG
Molecule: messenger RNA, 3099 nt
Organism: Globicephala melas (long-finned pilot whale)
Lineage: Eukaryota; Metazoa; Chordata; Mammalia; Artiodactyla; Delphinidae
Gene: DUSP16
Product: dual specificity phosphatase 16
Biological process (GO): protein dephosphorylation; negative regulation of MAPK cascade
Cellular component (GO): nucleus; cytoplasm
Molecular function (GO): protein tyrosine/threonine phosphatase activity; MAP kinase tyrosine phosphatase activity; MAP kinase tyrosine/serine/threonine phosphatase activity
Source: RefSeq, a predicted model, not a curated record